AUGGUAAGCCUCAGAGUCGGAAGUUUUAAAAUUGUGGCAUGUCGGGUUUCAGCCAAUGAUUUGAAUAUUCCGGAUCCCAUUCCUAUCUCAAAUAAUGAUCCCAAGAUUUUCGAGGCCUACAGAUUCUUUGCUGAGGCUUUAAAGAAGAGUGGGGAUUUGAAAUUGUCGCCAUGUAAUGACUUUUACAAUUAUACUUGUAAAAAUGCUGAAGUUCGCGAUUAUAUGACUGGAAUGAAUGAAGAAGGAAAGCUGAUUGUGCUCAAAGAACUAAAAACCUACAGGGUAUGUCCAAUUCCUCAUUUUAGUCAGAUAUAUGGAAGUGUCACUGCCUAAGCGCAUGGAAAUUGUUUCACUUCACCCUUCUUUCAGGACCAAUCCUGGUAUAGAAGAGCGAAGGGUGCAUUUGACGGCUGUGUUGCACGCGGACUCAGGUCCUCCUCGAUUCAUGAGAAUGGCGAAGCGUUGCGCCGGAUUUAUGCGAGCAUUGAGCAGGAUGUUCGCCUUCCAUUUCCGUUAUUGGACGACUCAACAAUCUCAAAGCUGAACUCGUCUAAACUCGGAGAAAUAGUCGGAUAUCUCGCUCAAAAGUUUCGGCUUCGCAAUUUUUUAGGCUAUAGAAUUCACAACAAUCAAGUGCUUAUUAGUGAGACACAAUUAUCGUUUCCUCUUUGCUACUAUGCUCGCUACUUUGACAAAUUUGAGGAUGAUUACAAGGAAUCGAUAAAAGAUUACUUGGUUCAGCUUUUGGAGGCUCUUGGAAAAGAUGUUGACGAAAAGAAAUUUGAUGAGACAAUAAGUGAAGUGGUCGAAUUUGAAUAUAAGCUGGCAAAGUUACUGACAAAAACCUCUGAUUGGGAUGAUGGUUCUGUGGAGAUAACUAAACUUAAUACCGCAACUUCGUCCAUUGAUAUCGACUUAUUCAUGGCGAGGAUCACGAAAAACGCUAAAACAAAUUUUGUUGCAGAGAACAGUAUCAAGAUUCUUGCGGAAAAGCCAACAAGCUUGAAACUUUUAGACGAAUUCCUUGCCGCUUCGGACCCAAACACAAUAUUCAAUUACCUGAAUAUCCGCUUGGCCAGAAGUCUUCGGAAAUAUUUCAUGCGCAAGCCGAAGGAGUCCAUUGCUGAUCAUUGGCUUAGAGAGGGGAAAUGUGUUGAAAGUGGCGGUAUUUUCCCAGUUGAGCCUGAAAUUGACGAAUUUCCGGGCGAAACCCCACAUGAAUUAGAAAUGAGAUGCAUGAAGUCGAUCGAAUAUGCCAAUUUCGAUGCGUUUGACCGAUUUUUUCUGGAUGGAGUUCUGCCCAACAAGCCGGACAGGAAAGCGUUUGUAAACAGAGUUGGUGUGAUCACUAAGAGGGUGUUGGCUGCGUUUAGGGUAAGAGGCAUCACAUCUGUCGGGAAGAUAUUGUGGAUUGUUGUGGCGCCGGCCGUGUUACUGGAGUGAAGUUGAAUUUCCGUGGUAGAAUUUCUUUUCUCGUCCGCGGUGAAAUUUUCAAUGCGACAAAUCCACAUUAUUUUCCAGACAUGCUGAUUGUAAAUUUGGCCAAAUGAGACGAAAUCUAAUGAUUUGAGGAAUCCCAUUUACACUUUCAGUCCCAACUCAACGAACUUCCUUGGUUCAGCAACAAAACGCGGGCCGGAGCCUACAGAAAGGUUGACGGAAUGGGAUAUAAUCUUGUCUAUCACCCCUACAUUGAAGACGAUGAUAUUCUGAACAGCGUUUACGCGGACCUGGAUCUUGAUCGUGAGAUUCUCUUGUAUUUGUGGUCAGAUGGCCUUUCAAAUUUCAGCUUCCGACGAUGAAUUCACCGCAGCUCAAAAACUCACCGAUUUUUCGCAACGAAGAGAGUGGAAUCGCCUGCUCGUCAAAGAGCGUUUCUUCCCGACAUCCAUUCGCGUUGUCAAUGCGUACUAUUACAACGAUCAGAAUCAUUUUUACAUUCCGCUCGGGAUUUUACGCCGCCCUCUUUUCGACGUAAACUUUCCUGCGUCUGUGCAGUACGGAAGCAUUGGAUAUGUCAUUGGGCAUGAGAUGACGCAUGGAUUUGAUGUAAUUGGAGUUUUGUACGAUGAAAACGGGCAUCGGCGGGCGUGGAUAGACAGGGAAUCGUAUGAAAAAUUUGCGAGUAUGUUGGAUUGCGUAAUUGCGGAGUAUGACAAGCUCCAUGGAAGAGGAUUGUACACUCAAAGGGAGGAUGUUGCGGACAAUGGAGGUGAGGAGGGUCUUGAAUAUAGUUUUAGUCAUAAGCGAAAAUGGCGAAGUACAAGAACUAAUUCUGUUUUGUAUUAGGUUUCAAAAGGCCUCAGCUUUGGCAAGGGAGUGCUAUCAGAGAUUGGGAUAGUCUCGCCCAGCCAGAAUUUGCAUUGAGUUGCUUAGCCUGUUGAAAAAAAAGCUGGAUAUGCCCGCUUAGCGAGUUGCAGCAAUUUGACAUAUGCAUGUUGCGAAACAAGUGUCCACCACAAAUCGUGUUUUCAGGUAUUCGCUCCGCUUAUAUCGCGUUCAAAUCCGAGCAAGCUUUAAGAGGAUCGAAUCCGCAGCUUCCUGACUCUCCGCUUGAUGGAUAUACACAUGACGAACUCUUCUUUUCCGCUUUCUCUCGCAUUUGGUGUUCCAAUGAUCCAGUCAGAGGUAACCACGCUGGCUCGCACUCUCCAAUGGGCUACCGCAUACUUGGAACGCUUCGAAAUUUCCGAGCAUUCCAGGCCGCCUAUAAUUGCCCAACCGGAUCAGCGUAUGUUCCAGAGACUUUCUGCAGAGUUUGGGUUUAA
This is a messenger RNA of Bursaphelenchus xylophilus (pine wood nematode), 2768 nucleotides long. The record is from the annotation of a GenBank genome assembly. NCBI's taxonomy places the organism in Eukaryota, Metazoa, Nematoda, Chromadorea, Rhabditida, Aphelenchoididae.